CGUAAAACCAUUUCUUCAUACAUUGUUUGCUUCCCUUGCUAGCCUUCCUCACGAAUACAGGAGCAAACCCUAAAAAAGCACAAGAACGGAAGAUAGUCGGAAGAGCGAAAACGAAACAGGGGGAUCGAAAGAAAAAGUUAGUAGCCAUGGCGACGAGUAACGACGGCGGGGUUUCGAGGGAGACGCAGAUGUCGAUCGAGGCGUCGUCGAUGUUUCCCGGUUUCAAAUUCUCGCCGACGGACGUGGAGCUGAUCUCCUACUACCUGAAGAAGAAGUUGGACGGCGACGAGAAGUGCGUCGAGGUGAUUCCUCAGGUGGAGAUCUGUAAACACGAGCCAUGGGACUUGCCAGCGAAAUCGAUAGUCCAAUCGGAGACGGAGUGGUUCUUCUUCUCGCCUCGAGGCCGGAAGUACCCCAACGGCUCCCAGAGCAAGAGGGCGACGCCGCUCGGCUACUGGAAAGCCACCGGCAAAGAGCGCAACGUACGAUCCGGCUCCGCCGUCAUCGGCACCAAGCGCACCCUCGUCUUCCACAUCGGCCGCGCCCCCAAAGGCGAGCGCACCGAGUGGAUCAUGCACGAAUACGCCCUGUACGCCGGCGCCAAUGAUUCAAUGGUCGCGUGCCGGCUGAGGAGGAACGUGGAUUUCCGCGGCCACCACAGCAAUUGCAGUGGCAUCUCGGCAGAGAACAAAAAUGAACACGGAAAUGGGGGAGAGAGCUCGAAGAAGACCGACAGCAGCUCCGACUCCCACUCGAUCGAGCAGCCCAACGGCGGCGCCACUCCGGCUGCUGCUGCCGAGUCCUCGAGCCGCUGCCGCCGCGACGAUCAAUUCCAGCUGCAAAUGCUGGAGGAAUCGUGCCGGGGGCUCGAUUUCUCGGACCACGAGGAGGAGGAGGACGAUUUCUUCGCCGACAUUCUCAACGACGACAUUGUCCGCCUCGACGAUCAGCUGUCGGCAGGCCUCGCUGCCCCGGACAUUUCGGCGGCUGCGGCAAUACAGGGGCUGGCGCCGUCCUGGCUGGCGCCGCAGCAGCAGCAGGGGAAGCUGGGAGAAGAAUCGAAAGACAGGGGAAGGGAAAGGGAAGAGGCAGAGGCAGAGGAAGCGGAGAAGGAGAGGCAGAAGAGGGAGAAGAAGUUGCCGAGCUGCGCGGUUGGGUUGGUGAUGUUCGUGGAGAAGAAGCGCGGGAAAGCGGUGGCGGUGCUGUUCGUGGUGACGGUGCUGAUUGUGGUUGGGUUGAUGGCCUUGUUUGGGUCUCUGUUUAGCCAUGAUAAGGUUUCAGGGAGGAUCAGGGAACUCGUGCAUCUGCCGGCGUUGGCGUUUAGGUCACACUCCUGGAAGCUGCUGCAACGAUGGUGAUGAUGGUGUUAAAUAUAGCUAGCAGGUUGGUUGAUGGUGUUACUGUUGCCGUCUUAGUUUGGGUUUCUUAGCGCGCCUUUUUUUUUUUUUUUUUUUGGUCUUCGUCUCCAACUGUCCGUUUAUAGAGGAUGGGUCGAGAGUCGUCUAUGCUUCAUAUGAACAGUAGCUCUUUCUUCUUAUUAUGCUAGCACGGUAGAACCUCUGUCAUGGUAGUAGCCUAGUAGGUCUAGAUAUUGAUCUUUUUGUUGUGGAACGGUCUCCUAUCAAUCGUAAUAUAUUAUUUGAUUGUAG
Linum trigynum is the source of this 1649-nucleotide messenger RNA. NCBI's taxonomy places the organism in Eukaryota, Viridiplantae, Streptophyta, Magnoliopsida, Malpighiales, Linaceae. The record is from the annotation of a GenBank genome assembly.